GCAGUGGCGUAAUUAGCGGGGAAUGAGUGUGUGUCUGUCUGUCGGCGGGGGAGGAGAUCACAGACUCGGGCUCUAGUAGGGUGUGGACGCUGGAAGAGUGUCGGUCUGGACUGUCCCAGUCAUCACCGUUGGUCCACUCCAACUAAAAAGCGGCCUUAUAAACAGUGUAGCGCAGACACCAGACACUUGCCCUGAGGCUGUGAAGAGACUGUCCCAUCGCACCCUUCCCGUGGCUGGAUGUUCUGUCAGACCCUCGCCUGUCGUCUUUAGGGUACAGCAGCAUCAGACGCCUCUCCCAGGACACUCCUGGUAGGGGACGAACGAUUCCGGUAGCGUGAGAGUAGAGAGGGUGCCGAGAUGGAUGACAUCUUCACUCAGUGCCGUGAAGGCAACGCGGUAGCCGUCCGCCUCUGGUUGGACAACACAGAGAACGACCUAAACCAGGGGGAUGAUCACGGGUUCAGUCCGUUGCACUGGGCGUGCCGUGAGGGCCGUUCAGGUGUCGUGGAUAUGCUCAUCAUGAGAGGGGCGCGCAUCAAUGUCAUGAACCGCGGCGACGACACACCCCUGCACCUGGCUGCGAGCCACGGCCACCGUGACAUUCUGGCCAAGCUGAUCCAGUGUAAAGCAGAUACCAAUGCAGCAAACGAGCACGGCAACACCCCUCUCCAUUACGCCUGCUUCUGGGCCCACGACCUGGUGGCAGAGGAUCUGGUCAAUAAUGGUGCUCAGGUGUGCAUCUGCAACAAGUAUGGAGAAACUCCACUAGACAAGGCCAAACCACCGCUUGCCGCACAUCUGAAAGAGCUGGGGGAAAAACAGGGACAAAGCCUGACCAAAGUUCCUUUCAAGGACACUUUCUGGAAGGGAACCACUCGAACGCGACCACGUAAUGGCACACUAAAUAAACAUGCUGGCAUAGAUUAUAAGCAGCUUUCCAUGCUGGCCAAGAUCAACGAGAACCACUCUGGGGAGCUGUGGCAGGGCCGCUGGCAGGGCACAGAGAUUGUGGUCAAGAUGCUGCAUGUACGGGACUGGACUACAAGAAAGAGCCGUGACUUUAAUGAGGAGUACCCUAAACUAAGAAUCUUCUCCCACCCAAACGUGUUGCCCAUGUUGGGGGCGUGUCAGUCUCCACCUGCCCCUCAUCCAAUCAUAAUUACACACUGGAUGCCCUAUGGCUCCCUUUACAAUGUGCUUCACGAGGGGACCAACUUUGUUGUGGAUCAGACGCAAGCAGUGAAGUUUGCUUUGGAUAUAGCGUGUGGAAUGGCUUUCCUGCACACACUGGAGCCCAUGAUCCCUCGGCAUUAUCUCAACAGCAAGAGCAUCAUGAUUGAUGAAGACAUGACAGCCAGGAUAAGCAUGGCAGAUGUGAAGUUCUCCUUCCAGUGUCCCGGCAGGAUGUACUCUCCCGCAUGGGUGGCACCUGAAGCCCUGCAGAAGAAGCCAGAGGAGAUUAACCGGCGCUCUGCAGAUAUGUGGAGUUUCGCUGUGUUGCUCUGGGAGCUCGUCACCAGAGAGGUGCCCUUCGCUGACCUCUCAAACAUGGAGAUUGGCAUGAAGGUGGCACUAGAGGGACUGCGGCCCACCAUCCCGCCGGGCAUUUCGCCCCACAUCUGCAAGCUAAUGAAAAUCUGCAUGAACGAGGACCCUGCCAAGAGGCCCAAAUUUGACAUGAUUGUGCCCAUCCUUGAGAAGAUGCAAGACAAAUGAAACGGCCCUGCUGGACGACCCCCGCAAACACUGAGUUCACAGUAUUGCCUUAAAAUUCACCACUCACCAAAGUGCUCUAUGCCACUGUAGCCCUCUGCUAAAGAAAAAUGCUUUGUGGAAACGCUGUUGAACAUUUUUAAAAGCCAUGUUCUCAUUAUCGCCUAUAUUCUUAUAUGCAAUCAUUGAAUAAUGACAUGUGUUUGUGCAUAUAAAUGUUCAUCAGUCCUUUUCUAUAGCCAUUAAACAGGAAGUGGUGGCCGCAACAGUCCUUGGACGCAGUGAAUGUACAGUAAAAUUAGUUUUCAAAUCCACUCCCACAUUUUAUGCAUCCUUUUGCUCAUUUCACUCCGUUAAAAAGACAUCACAGGUCAUUUCAUCAGCUUAAAAUCAAAAUAAUUUGCAAAUGUGUAUACAACAGCCAUUGUUAGUAUUUAAAGCAUCGUGCCAUUGUCUUUCACUGUGCGUUUUCUUUGGAUUGUCCCUGAAAAUAAAAGUCGAUAGGCUGAGUUUGCCUGAGAUUUGUUUAAAAAAAAAAAAACGCUACAAUAAUGCAAUGGCUAAUGCCAGUUUUAUGCCUUAUGCAAAAAAUUAACCAAAAUAUGAAGUGCCCAUAAUAUCAUGAUUGUACUGUCUCUCUCAUAGCAGGGAGAUACAUAUUAUAAAAACAUGUGAUGUUAGAUUAAGGUACCAUAUGUUCAAAGGAAGAGCCAUUUACACACGUCACAUCAAAUGCGAGAACUCGCUUGCCACAUGCAUGAUGAGUCAUGUCUCUUCUCCUUGCUCCAGAAAUCUACAUAUUGACUUGAUCCAUACAAAUGCAUGAUUGCUACGUCCUCUGUUGUUACUAACACUCCUCCUGCUCCUGUAUUCUAAUUUACAUUACAUGUUAAGCAUGUUACAUCUGAGAGAUUUUUUAUACUGUAUACAAAUAUUAGUGUUUUUUCAUGGGCGUUACAUUAGGGAGCCCAUGAGUGCCUUUAUUUUUUUGCUUUUCUAAACACUACAUCUAUUUCCUUCUUUAUUUUGCUUUUACUGUGUUCCUCUUUUCAGCUAGCCAUUGUAUAAUAGGAAACCAAGAGACGAAAACAAGCAUACUUGACAUGCAUAAAUGUAUCCUUUUUUAUUUCAGUGUUUCUUUUUACGUUUUGAAAAGCAAACAGCGAUGAUAAUGAAAAACAGACUGAUUAUCUAACUUAUGCUCACUGUUUUCUGACCCUGUGAGGUUUUUAAUGAAACUUUAUGUGGCUUUUCUUUAUUCUUUAUUUUGGAGAUUUGGGCUGUUUAUAUUUUAUUCAUGAUAACUAAAGUUUACUAAAGGAAAAUAAGAACAAAUAAAAUGUUUUGGCCAUGCUAAAUGCUUCAAUCUGUGUCGGUCAUAAAAUUAAUUAUUGGGUUGUUGACAUGAAAUAAUAUAAAGCAAUGCCAGCAGUGUGUUGCGAUGUGAUAUGCUAUAAGCUACUUCUAAAUAAAGGGCUUUUUAAUUUUUUUUAAUUUUU
This is a messenger RNA of Sinocyclocheilus anshuiensis, 3212 nucleotides long. RefSeq names its product integrin-linked protein kinase. Bases 358 to 1716 code for a protein of 452 amino acids. The record is from RefSeq and is a predicted model, not a curated record. Gene Ontology annotation, cellular component: stress fiber; focal adhesion. Gene Ontology annotation, molecular function: protein binding; protein serine/threonine kinase activity; ATP binding. Lineage: Eukaryota; Metazoa; Chordata; Actinopteri; Cypriniformes; Cyprinidae. Gene Ontology annotation, biological process: substrate adhesion-dependent cell spreading; cell-matrix adhesion; integrin-mediated signaling pathway. The transcript has 13 exons.